AUGAGACAAAGAAGAAAGAGAGCUUAUCUUCAUAGGAUCAAAGAUGAGCAUGGACAGUGGAUUCAAGGUGACAAUUUGAUAUCUGAGGCUGCUAUUAGACAUUAUAGCAAACUGUUUACUCAACCUCAGCAAGAUCACAACUUUAACUUCCUAAAAAGAAUUGAGAAUGUGGUUACAGAGGAAUACAACAAUAGUCUAAUUCAAUUACCUACUGGGGAGGAGAUCGAACAGGCUGUGAAAGACCUUCACCUUGAUAGUGCUGCAGGGCCAGAUGGCUUCAGUGGUCAUUUCUAUAAAAAAAAAUGUUGGAAUAUUAUUGCUAAUGAUGUAACUGCCAUGGUUGAAAACUUUUUCAGGGGUAAUAAACUCACUAAGUUCAUUACCCAUACUUUUCUCAUUAUGAUCCCUAAAGUGGAAGCUCCUGACUCUUUUAACCAGCUCAGACCAAUAAGCCUUAGCAACUUUACUAACAAGAUCAUUUCUAAAGAGAUCAUUCAUGACAUCAAAAAGAAAAACAAAGGUGGCAAUGUAGUCAUCAAAAUAGAUAUGGCCAAAGCCUAUGACAAAGUCUCCUGGUCCUUUCUCAAUGCUAUCUUAAGAAAAAUGGGAUUUGUGGAAGAAUAUGUUGAUCUUAUUUACAGACUGGUGUCUAAUGUGUGGUACUCCAUUAUUGUAAAUGGAAUAAAAUAUGGUUUCUUCCAUUCUACUAGAGGUCUCAAGCAAGGAGAUCCUCUAUCCCCUGCCCUGUUCAUUAUUGCUGCUGAAUCACUGUCAAAAGCUCUGAAUCAGUUACAUGGCAAGGAAGAUGAUUUAGUCAUCUUCAGUUUUGGGGAUAAAAAUUCCCUAAAAAUGAUCAUGAAAAAGCUGGGACAGUAUGAAGAUGCAUCUGGUCAAGAGAUUAAUAUGGAAAAAAGCUGCCCCAUAUAUCAUGGAAGAAAGAAGAUCUCUUAUUUAUCUGAUAUUGCCAAAGCUGUCGUCAACAAGAUCAAAGGAUGGCAAGGAAGUAUGUUGGCUAGUGGAGGUAAAGCUACCCUGAUUAAGCAUGUCUUACAAUCACAAACCAUUCACACCAUGGCUGUUAUAUCCCCUCCGAAAAAUGUGCUAUCACAACUUGAGAAAUACUUCUCAAAAUUUUUUUGGGGACAAGCUGAUAAUAAGAACAAAUAUCAUUGGAGCUCAUGGAAAAAAAUGUGCUACCCUACUGAGGAAGGAGGUGUUGGACUCAAGAGCCUGGAAGAUAUUUGCCUUACAAAACAUCCUGUGGAAAGAAAGAUCCAAUCAGGCCAAUCUUCUGCUUGGAGGGAUCUUAUGAGAACAAAGAAUCCCAUAGAACCUCACAUCAUAUGGAAGAUCAAUGAAGGCAAAAUCUCAUUCUGGUGGGACAACUGGACCAAGCUUGGAGCUCUGGUCAAUAUGCUUAAUGAUCAAAACUGCCCUGGUAAGUUGUUGGUACAAGAUUUCUUGGUUAAUAAUGUAUGGAACAGGGAAUUCAUCUAUAGUAUUGUGCCUGCUCACAUAGCCAAUAUUAUCCUGAAUAUUCCUAUUGGCCGUAACAAUAUGAAGGAUAAACCAAUCUGGAUUCCUACAAACACAGAGGGAGAAACUGCUUCGACUAUAUGGAAAAAAUUUGCUGCUCCUUUGGGCAUUAAUUAUAGGGCUCAUAAUGCUAUGGGAAUGAUCCAAAAUUGGAGAAACACUACUUCAAGGAAUUCCCUUCACAGAACCUUGAAGCAGAUCACUCCCAUCUUCAUUCUAUGGGAAUUAUGGAAAUACAGAAAUGCUGCUAGAUAUGGGAACAAGAAACAAUCUAUUUUUUGGAUUUAUAAGAAAAUUGUGUUUCAUAUUCAUGUCUACAUCAAUAGAAAAGGCCACAAUUUGGACUAUAAAUGGGAUUGGAACAAAAUUUGUAAGUUUGCGGAAGCCAUUAAACCUUCUUUCACUGGUGUCAUGGUUACUUGGAUGAGACCAGAGGGGGAAUGGAUCAAGAUUAACACGGAUGGGAGCAGCAACAGUACUAAGAACACGGUAGGUAUGGGAGGAGUUGUUAGGAACGGAAAUGGGGAGAUCAUUAUGGCUUUUGCUAACUCUCUCAAUUUCUGCACUAACAACAAGGCGGAAGUGGAGGCUGCUGAAUAUGCCAUCCAGUGGUGUUUUUCUAAUAAUAGAAACAAGUUCAUCUUAGAACUUGACUCUAUGUUAGUGAUUAACAUGCUCAAUGGCUCUUCCCUUCCCCCUUGGAAUUUUGAACAAAAGAUUGACAAGAUGAGAAGACAACUUCAAUCAAAACAAUGCAUCAUUCAACACUGCUACAGGGAGGCAAACCAAGUAGCAGACGCUCUUGCCAAGUUUGGUGCUAAUCUUCAACUGAACCGAAGAGCCCGUGUAUACCAUAACCUGCAAAAUCUGCCUACUCAAGCUAUUGGACCUAGUCGACUUGAUUCAAUGGGCAUGCCCAGCUUCAGAAUCAAACAGGCCAAGAGGAAUAUCACUGUCAUCUCUAAUCCUCCAUGA
Molecule: messenger RNA, 2511 nt
Organism: Lycium barbarum (goji berry)
Lineage: Eukaryota; Viridiplantae; Streptophyta; Magnoliopsida; Solanales; Solanaceae
Exons: 6
Coding region: 1-2511 (836 amino acids)
Molecular function (GO): RNA-DNA hybrid ribonuclease activity; nucleic acid binding
Source: RefSeq, a predicted model, not a curated record